Molecule: messenger RNA, 1676 nt
Organism: Microcebus murinus (gray mouse lemur)
Lineage: Eukaryota; Metazoa; Chordata; Mammalia; Primates; Cheirogaleidae
Source: RefSeq, a predicted model, not a curated record
CCCGUAAGAUUCUUCCAGGUCCCUGCCUCCGCCCCAGAUGGGACAUGCCCCAGACCUGCCUCUGUACCUUCCCUGGGUAUCUGCUCUUUCUCCAGAGCCUGGGCCACGCCCAUCUUCCUUCCAGCCCGCCCCACCCCCCCUCACCGGGCCCGGAGGAAUAUUCCAGACACUCAGGCCUCGCGCGAAGCUCCCUACCAUCCCCCGUCUUCCUAUCCCGAACUGCCCUCCCAGUUUCAUGGAAACCCUAAGUCAUCCAUGCGUGGGAGGCUUCCGUGGGUCGGAGCACAGUUUUGCAAGGCUCAGCGCCAAGGCCGCCUCCUCCAGGCAGCCUUCCCUUCCUGCCGGCAGGAGGGGGGCCUCGGGUAAACCAGCCACAGGAGAAAACCGGCUCUCUGCAACGCCCCUGCCACCUGGUCGGGUCCCGAGCCUCACACUGGACAACCUAACCUGGCUCCAUGUGCUAGCCCUUCCACCGACGACCUCCAGAGCCUGCUUCCGAGCCACUGCCUGCCAGCAUGGGCACCCCAGGGUCUCCCGGGGCCCCACCGGCCAGAGGGACGCCCAGGUGAAGCACGCUGCCUGCCCACGCCAGCCUUUCCCGGGGAGGACAGAGAGCCACUCCGGGCUCAGAGCACGCGGCACCACGCUGCUCGCGCAAGGUUCAGAGGUAGUCGCUGCUUUGCUGCUCGGUUUGCAGGCAGCCCCCGGUGCACCCCCAAGAUGACCGCACAGUCUACACUGCUGAGUCCGGGAGCCUGUACCCUGGCCCUGGAGCACCACCAUGCCACUGGCAUCCACUGCACUGUCCCCCUGCCAGGGCCAGCCAGGAAACUCUGGUUACUGACGCUUAACACACUGAUUACCACACUAGAGAAGAGAUUUUCUCCUUGGGGCCACUGUGUUUUAUAACGAAAAUAGAACAAAACUUCGGAAAGAAAGCGAUCCUUUCCAAUUCAAUGAAAACUUUGUUGUUUUUUAUUGUUUCCUGUGUGUGAGUUACAGGCAACUUGAAAACAUAAUUCACACAGCUCCCAAGGCGAAAAGACAAGUGAGUUACGUACGCUUCACAAGGACCUGGUCUCAAAACUAUUGUGAGUUAAACACUCCUGCCCAGUGCUCCCCACCAUGGCGCCCUAGAUUUGCCAAGUGUGUCUUGCAAGGCCAAGAGCAGGAACGCCAGGAUCCCCCAGGGCCCUACAGGCUGGAGGGACCCAUCGUCAUGGGCCUGGAGCAGACCACAAGGCCCCAGUCCUGCCCCAGCUCACUCCCCACCCUGCUUAGUCAACUCACUCCUAUGCUCACCUCCUCCUCCAGGGAGGCUGCCCCACAGCUCCAGAGGCGGAUCAGAUGCCUUCCCUGGGCUCUGGCUUCCCCAGCUAGCAGGGAACAUGGUGUGCUGUCACAUUCCUGACUAAAUUCUAAGAGAAGGGCCUACAGGGGCCUUGUUCUGGGUGAUCUCAGCUUGCAAGCAAGACAGAUACCCGACAGAGACACUGCAGGAAGCACCGACGCCCCCUUUCCAGGCACCCCUCCAGCUAGCCAGAGCCUUUGAGGCUCGACUCUCAGCCGCUGCGGUCUGAAGUACAAGCCAACCCUUCUGGCGUCUCCAGAACAGAACUCUGGGUCUCCCUGGAGUCCCGGAGUAGGGCCACUUACCUGUGGAGUAGGGGUCUGAC